CGAAUGACGGGGUGCCACCCGGCCGGCUGCAUAAACAAGUCCUUCUGUAGUGUUUCUUGCUCACUCGCUCAUGUCUGGUUGCUCACUCAGUCCUAUGACGCUCUGGAAAUGAAUUGUGGGACUGGCAAACGCACUCGCUGGCUGCCUGCAAGUUUUUCUUCACCCUCUUAUCCACUUAUCGAUACCGAUUACGCUCGUCUUCUCCACAACUCUGUGUUCUGGCCCUCGCACCCAGCGUCAUCUUCUCCUCAACUCUUUUGUUUGGAUGCGCCGUCUGCUACAGAUGCCGAAGACAUUUUCUGCUCCCUGUUCCCAACAGCCAGUAGCCGUGCCGGCAGUUCGUCCACUCUAACCCGCCAUCAUCGUCCACGGCUUUACUUCUAGGUCCCGCUGUGGAAUAAACUGACAUAAUACUGACAUGUCCUGUGCCCAUUGCCGACCUUCUCCCGGAGCAUGUCAAGAAAUGCUGGUUGAGUUACGUCCAUGUCCCAGGCUUCGGCAGCUGUGAGGUAUGCGCCGACCAUGCACGAGCGGUCCGGAGCACGUUGCUUUCCAGUCCUCCAGCGACCACCCCACACCUCUCCUCACCACACGACGCGCGGCGACCUUUCCUCUCAUCCGGGUCCGCCCUCGCAGUGCGCCUCCUCCAACUUUUGUUGGCCCGGCGUCUUCACACGGCCUGCUGGUGGUAGUGGUGACGUUGGUGACGGUGGGUUGGCUGCCACCGAAUUUGGCGGCGUGCGCCAUACCGGUACACGUGAAACAGCUCCGGCCACUGAAGACCGACAGUUGGACCGAUGGCCUCGGUGCACCGUACACCUCUGUACACAACUCUUUGCCAGCGCAUUGCAACCGUAGUGUGCCAUCCGAACACCUGUGCCGCCCAUUUGCAUUCCAUGUGUGACGCGGCCACUGGUCACAUAACCAUCUACCAAUCACGGUUGCUCUGGGGAGUAGCCCAGUCCAAGCGAAUUAUCGCGAAGACCUGCAAAAAAACCAAAAAAAAAAAAAAACGUAGACUACCAAAAUCUACAAAGACAAAACUCCAAAUGCCAUGACCGGAUUCUAGACAAUCAGGCCUUCCAUACCUGCGCUCCGUCCCGACGGUAGGAAGACACCCAAGUAACAACCUCCCGUCAGGUCAUCAGAACCGUCUGCGGCGUAGUAACAAUCCUUCCAUCACAUCACCAGAGCCGUCUGCGGCGUUCCAAUUGUCUUAAUUCAACCUCUGCUCACACAGUUCCGCCAUUGGUCGUCGCGUCGUCUUGUGCCUCUCUUCCUUCAUCCAUCCAAUCCAUCCAUUCACAUACCAACUCACUACGCCACACCAAAUCUUCAGCACGUCUGUCUCGGACGAAUUCGUCGCACACGAUCAGAUUCCACACAACCAUACCCAUACAUAAACACCGCAGUUAUUUAACAAGACUAUGAAUGCUGCGCAUCUGACUACAUUGCAUGACAUCUACACGACCAUUCAAUUUUCAUUUCACUCUUCGCAUAACACAGUAGCAAACAUUAACCUCCCUCAACCAUUCCACAGAUGUCACCACAUUAAACCGGAAUCCCCCAAACCAACGCAUAACAGAUUACCAAUCAUCCCAUCUCCGCCACACCUCCCCCAAUCCUUCCCAGUACACCAACAACUCAAAAGCGUCAAAGCAGUGUACCCGUGUGUGUCUGAACCCCGUCAAGCAUCACCCCCUCGCUCUCCUUCGUGUACAUGCCCCAAAACAACAAACACGCGCAUAAACAUCAAAACCUGAAACAAGAAACAAACGAGAAACAAGACAGUAAACAUCAACAGCUCCUUCGAGUUAGUUUCCACGAACGGUUGGCCUUGGGUCCGGUCAUCCUGGUCAUCCCGUCAUCACUCUAUCUAUAUCUUCUCUCUCUACCUCCCCUUUUAAAACUGUGCUGUGUGUGUACCGCGUACCGGACUUGGCUGACCACGAACACCGAUGGGAUUACGGCAUCAUGCCCCCUACAUGUCACUUUAUGUGUGUCUGUGUAUCUGUGUGUAGUGGUGGUCCGUGGGGGCCGGAAUUUGCAUCUUGGGAGUCCUGAAUCUUUAAUUGGUCUUGUCCCCCUUCGUAUUCACUCCCCUGCCUGAUCUGAUGCUUGCUGUGCCUACUUUCCGCGUGUGUGUGUAUGAAAACGGUGGGUAUACAAGGAAGGAUGCGGAUUCAAGGCCGAUUUAUUCAAGGAGUUGGGUUUCGGAUGGUCUUGUUAGAGAGAGUUGUGUUCUAGAUUCCAGAACAAAACCCCGCGUGAAUGUGUGGGCUUGUGGUGUGGUAAUAGUAAGAGCUGAAGAAUAUACUUGACACCCCAACAUCCGUCCAUUCUCCGGCCAAAACAAUAACAAACCAUCUAUUUUGCCUAUACUGAAUAUGUACUUCGUAACAACAACACUUCCGUU
Periconia digitata is the source of this 2416-nucleotide messenger RNA. The record is from the annotation of a GenBank genome assembly. NCBI's taxonomy places the organism in Eukaryota, Fungi, Ascomycota, Dothideomycetes, Pleosporales, Periconiaceae.